Molecule: messenger RNA, 976 nt
Organism: Pisolithus orientalis
Lineage: Eukaryota; Fungi; Basidiomycota; Agaricomycetes; Boletales; Pisolithaceae
Product: mitochondrial carrier
Exons: 7
Coding region: 80-976 (298 amino acids)
Biological process (GO): mitochondrial L-ornithine transmembrane transport
Molecular function (GO): L-ornithine transmembrane transporter activity
Source: RefSeq, a predicted model, not a curated record
CUCCCACACCGCGUCGAGAUUUUCGGACAGCUGGCAGUUUUGUCUUUGCACUUCGACUCACAGCUCAUACCAGGAAGAGAUGUCAAUCAAUACCAUCAAGGAUCUGACAGCGGGAACGGCUGGGGGAAUUGCGCAGGUCCUUGUCGGUCAACCUUUCGACAUCGUAAAAGUGCGUAUGCAAACAUCCCCCAAGGGCACCUACAAUGGCAUGUUGCACUGCGCUACUGGGAUCCUAAAGAAUGAAGGACCCUUGGCGUUUUACAAGGGCACUCUCACGCCGUUAUUAGGAAUCGGCGUCUGUGUGUCGAUACAAUUUGGUGCACUGGAGUUUGCAAAACGGGUUUUUGCAGCCCAGAACAUCGCCAGCGGUCGCGGUGGUGAAGGAGGAAAGAUGCUUUCUAACGGUCAACUUUUUAUCGCUGGUGUCGGUGCUGGCAUUGCAAAUGGAUUUGUCUCUGGACCCGUUGAACACAUUCGAAUACGACUGCAAACACAGUCGAACACAAAUCCUAUGUAUGCCGGCCCUUGGGAUGCGAUUAAGAAAAUAACUUCGCAGCACGGGAUUCCCGCUCUUUUCAAAGGUCAAUGCGUCACCUUCCUUCGCGAGGCAGCGGGCUAUGGCGUCUACUUCCUGGUGUACGAAAAACUGAUACAACGCGAGAUGCUGACGAAGGGCAUCCGCCGUGAAGAGAUAAACCCUAUUAACCCCGUUCUAUAUGGUGCAGCUGCUGGAUAUGCUCUGUGGGCGGUAAUAUACCCGAUAGACAUGGUCAAAUCUAGGAUGCAGACGGAUGGUUUCACAUCCUCCACUGGUCAACGGUACGCUUCAGCAAGGGACUGCGUGCGGAAAGUCUGGCGGACAGAAGGCAUUGGUGCCUUCACGCGGGGGUUAGGUCCCACUCUCAUUCGAUCUCCCUUCGCAAACGGUGCUACUUUCCUUGGGUUCGAGUUGGCAAGCCGACUCCUUUAUUCAUGA